Fundulus heteroclitus (mummichog) is the source of this 5075-nucleotide messenger RNA. It is a transcript of the gene synm, whose product is annotated as synemin, intermediate filament protein. Bases 118 to 3150 code for a protein of 1010 amino acids. Gene Ontology annotation, biological process: intermediate filament cytoskeleton organization; fast-twitch skeletal muscle fiber contraction. Gene Ontology annotation, cellular component: costamere; neurofilament cytoskeleton; sarcolemma. Gene Ontology annotation, molecular function: vinculin binding; structural constituent of muscle; structural constituent of cytoskeleton. The transcript has 4 exons. Lineage: Eukaryota; Metazoa; Chordata; Actinopteri; Cyprinodontiformes; Fundulidae. The record is from RefSeq and is a predicted model, not a curated record.
CCGCAAAUUACACUCUUCAGCCCACCGACACACACGCAUACAACCCCCCGGGGCAACCUCAACACUUAUUAAGCACGCAGCAAUUUUAAAACGGAAUUUUAAUCAUCACAUCUCAACAUGCUUCCUUUCAAGAGAACUUUUGAGAGCGAAAAGCAGCAACUGCAUGCGCUGAACAGCAGACUUGCCCAGUAUCUGUCCAGGACCAAGCAGCUGGAGCAAGAAAACGCCAAUCUCAUCGCUGAGAUCAACAAGCUGAGGCGCGGCGGCGGGACGGCGGAAUGGGAGCAGAGGUACAAAGCGGAGAUGAAGGAGCUCAGGAGAAUGGUGGGACAGAUCUCCUUGGAGAAGUCCCAGGCGGAGAUGGAGAGGGAGAAGCUAUGGCGAGAGUUGCAGACGCUCCGGUCCAUGUGCAGCGAGCAGACCGAGGCGUGCAGGGACAUCAGCGGUGAACUGAAAGGCUGCGAGCAGGAGCUGCAGCAGGCGCACCACAUAAACAGCGAGCUACAGCAGCGGCUCCUGCAGCUGGAGAGCGAGUACAAGCGCUUAGAGGACGCGCACAGGCACGGGACGGCCCAGCUCCGGCAUCAGGUGGAGUCCCGGGUGGUGCCCAUCAUCGCGCAAACUUAUCCCGGGCCCCCGGUGGUGUCCGUGGAGGAGGUGCAGGAGUACGCCCGCGGGCUGUCCGAAGGGUGGAUAGAGACCUUUGAGAUGUACCAGAGGAAGGUGGAGGGGAUGGAGCAGUCGAUCAAAGCGGACCAGGCGAGGAUGUGCGACCUGCAGAGGGAGAAGAUGCUCUACGCAUCCGAGCUGGGCAAGCUGCGCACGGAGGCGGAAAAACACGGCCAGGUUCAGCUGCGCCUCGAAGAGCAGCUCGUGCACAUGCAGGAGAAAUUUCGAGAGGAUUUAAGUGAACAUCAGAUGAUCAUUGAGCAGUUGGAGCAGGAGAGGAACAUGCUGGCUGAGGCUAUGGAAGAGAAGAUGAGGGAACAUCAGCACCUUCUCCAAGUGAAGAUGGACCUGGGCAUGGAGGUGGCAGCGUACAGGGCUCUCCUGGAAAGUGAAAGAGUUGGUCUGCAAGAUGCUCACAGGAGGAUGACUCAACAUCAGAGAGAGAGAAUAAUAGAUAUCAAGGUGCCUGCCCAAACUUACGCUCCAAGAGCUUCAACCUUAACCUCGAGAAGACACAUAGAUACGCGGUAUACACCACCGACAAACCUGAGAAGACCACCCGUGCCCUCCUCUGGAUCCAUAAGUCCCUCCAGGGCCAUUCCCAUUUCAGUUGCAGGAAGGGCUCGCCAUCAGAGUCCAGCAUCCAGAAGGGAUAUGAUCUCAUUCAACAAAGCUCGGGCUGCCACUUCUGUGCCUGCCACCAGCACCAAAAUAGGAGCGUAUGAAAACAGAAUGAGUGAAUCCGUACAGAAGACAGCAGCAGAGACAACAGCCAUGAGAUUCAAACAGGUCCCUUAUGAAAGUAAAGCCAGUUUCACACAGGCGACAGAGUCGGUAAGAGUGGUGUCGCCACUAGAAAAAAGUCCCACCACCAAAGCUGUCACAGAAAGCAAACGGCACGUGUCAGAUGAGAGAGAGAAGGGUCAUGUUCAAGACGAGUCCAGAGACAAAGAGAAGGCCGAGCCUACAAUUGGCUUCACGGAAAAAAAGAUACUGGACUCCGUAUCUGUUGAAGAGAUUAUUGAGAAAGUGAUCAAACCCGCAGGUCUUGAAGCUAAAGUCUGUUCAUCAGGAGACUCUAAGAUCAGGUAUCAUGUGGAGAAACUUGAGCAGGAAGAUGGCACCACUAAAACGCAGAUUGUGCUGGAGUCCAAAGUCGAAGAGGAGAUGGAUGUUUCGGGAGAGUCUGCCCUGGAGGAACUCCUGAGCCAGGGUGUGAAGAAGGUAUCUCUGGAGGACAUAGAGGACACAGCAACAGGAAACAUGAUUAAAAACCUUCUGAGUAGCCUUCAAGGGGGAGAAAGUAUGGAAAACAAAUCCGUCAAUGUGGAAAUUAUCGAGGAACCUGUUGAGUCUUUCGAUGAUGAGGAACUCGAGGUUGAAAUAAAGAGCAAAUCCAGCUUUUAUGAGCCCUCAACAUAUUUCCAAAUUGAGGAAAUGGAAAAUAAAACUCACAACGCUGAGGAAGAAAAGGCCACAGAUGAUCGUAUGAUAUCCCCUGAAAGAGACCCGGACCAACCCAGUCAUGGAUCUGUGCACGUUCAGGAGCUCUCUAGAGAAAGCGAAUCCCCUCGUUUCUCCCGUGAGCAAGAGUUUCAUGAGUACUUUGUGUCUACACCAGAUGAAAACCUUUCUGAACCUGAGGAGGGUGGAGGAAUAAUGUCAUAUGGCCAUUAUGGCGCUGUGGAUGAUCUGUCGGAUGAGAGGUAUUAUCAAGAGGAAAGUCUCCCCCAGAGAAGAGUAACCGUAGAGGAAAGUGAUGAAUACAGGUGCAAGUCAAGCGAUCGCUCGUUUGCCAAGGAGAGUUUUCCAGAGUGCAUCAUUGAAGAAGAGGUCCGGGUCUCGCCAGUAGUGCAAGAAUCUGUUCUUGAGUUUCUAAGAGAGGACUCUUUGGAGCCCAAAGAGCAACUGAAGGGAGCCUUGGAGACGCUACAGAGCUCAGUCUCUGGUCCUCUGAGGGAAGAGUUGGCUUUCCUCACAAAAGUGAGCAGUGAAAGGCCACAAAACGUGGCAAUCAAAAAAGUUGAGCAGUCAAGUGAUAACGGAACCAUGACAAUAGUUGCUGAGCUAAACGUCUCACAAACCCUUGAAGACUCUGGGCUGCUGGAGGAAGGAGAUGAUAUUUCCGAAGAGCAGAUAAUGAAAGCUCUCCGAUCUUCCAACCUGGAGCUUGAAAAGGCCUUCGAAGGAGGAGCAGGAUCAGGGUUCAGCAUCAGGGUUUCCAAAGAAGAGGAGGUUGCAUACGAUGAGGGUUUUGAAGGCUUUGGCAGCAUAGGGGAAUCUGCGUCUGAAAUCACCGAGAAACACGUCAAAUUGGAGCCAUCAGAAAAGUCCUUCACCUUCAAGAUGGAGGUUCAGGGUGACCAUAGUGAGGAGAGUUUAGAGCAAAAGCUGCAGUCCCAACUUUCUGAAACCCCAGAGAACAUUUCUACUGAAAAAAGAAUUGCAACACUUUACCUUGAAAGCCCUUUCGAGGACUGAGGGAAACUGGUCAGAAAUUGUAUCAGAUUCAUACAGAAGCUAUUAAGCAACAUGGCAGUAAAGCUGUUAGCAGAUGCUUUGAACAAUGACAAACUAAUAAGCGCAAGAUGAAGCUUUAGUACUACCAACUGCAGUAGUUUCGAGCAACAAUUGUGUUGUUGGUCAUGAUCUUUGCAUUAACUUCAUUUUAUCUUCAUAUAGCUUUGCUUUAGCCUUUGAAUUUAUUUUGACAUGAAACUGUCGGUGGAGCUUUAACAAAAGCCCAUUCCACCGAUUAAAGUAAAUCACUAACUCCGUCAUUAUGUGCCAUUUUGUUGAGUCUUUUGAAUCAGCAUUUAGACCAGCGCAUGGCACCGGGUAGUUAUGAGGGGCUGUGCACCGUUUCAGAUUUUCUUGUGGGGUUUCUUGUGCCUUGAGCACCUUAACAAAUUGGAUUGAUGUUGGUGAAUAUUACAUUCUGAGAAGAGGUAAAAUAUCAGACAAAAUUACUGACAUAAUAACAAUGAAUUUAGACUUACAGAAUAGGACGUCAUGUCAAAAAUGUCUACUGAAUGUGCCAUGAGAAAAAACAAAUAUACUUAGAUUAUCUUAUAUUAUUCCUUUACUAAUCAAAAAUUCCUUUUGUUAUAGGAAGUAAAAUGUGUGCUGAUCAGCAAAAAUGAUCUGCGAAGAGACAAAUAAAAAAUAUGUUUUAAGCAUAGAUUCACAUGUUGUUUUGGACUGCUGUGAAUUAUUGUAUCGAAGGUAAACAUUCAGGAUUCAAACAGGUGAUAGGGGUAAACCAUGAGUGGGGCAAAACAUACACAAACCUAACUAAACCAAAUGAAGCAAAACCCCAUAUUCCCCCAUAGCACUGAUGUGGUAUGGCCCAAAUCAGCUCAGCCCCUUGGCCACCUGCUGGUUCCUCAGCCAAAGGACUAGAGCAACUAAAACACCCAAACAGAGUAUAAGUUAAACAGAGUCAUAAACAAAACAGGGUAAACCAAAAUGUACACACUAACUUUGAAAUACAGUGCAAUGGUGAUAAAGAAAUUCCAACUAAUGUAAUGGCUCUGUAAAUAAAACCCUAUGUGACAAACAAACUAACUUACAUAAAUGGUAUUUGUUACCACAUCUGUGUGGCUGUAAAUGCAGCCAUCACAAUGACUUUAUAGAAGUUUGAUUUACACAUGAUUAAAAAAUGUCACAAUUAAAAGAGAAAGAAUAGAAAAAUAAUAAUCAAAAGCUGCACCAGUGGUGAGAAUAUUGUUGUGAGGCAUGUUGUGUAUGACACCUUCUGUUUGCGUAUAAUUGUUGGGUAUCAAAGUGUUGGCACGCUGGAUUCAACUUUGCCCUGACCUAAGAGUGUCCAGGACUAUUUUCGGAUCAUCGGCUUAGUGACAGUGAGUGUUCGCCAGAGUUUGUUGUCUUGUGUGUUGUUUGUUAAGGCAGAAUUAGCGUGCAGUGCAUUCGGCACAUUUUCAGCAUCUUUAAGAGUUACACUUUACAGAGCAAUGUAUUCACAAAACAGCAUUUUGCCAAUAUGCUCUAAAACACAUAAAUACAAUAUUUAGUAUAAUCGCAAUUCUUCUGUUAGAACGCUUCACAAAGAAAGGAUGUGUUGGCUUUGCCCAGAUACAUCAGAUUUCCUAAUUUUUUCUGAGAUUUCCAAUAAUUAACAUUUGUAAAGUGUCAUCUUUAUGUAAACUGGUAUCUGGAUACCAUGUGCCAACACGUUGUAUUCACCAAGGUAUUAAAAAUAUAUAAGAGCUCUAGAUUUAUAAAGAAGAUAUGAGUCAAUGUUUAAUGAAUAUGGAAUGGACAAAAUUAUAUGCCUCUUGUUUUGUUGAUUUCUGGCACAACUGCUUUGGCUGAUGUCGCUUCCAGCAUUUAAUUGAUACUUGAUGAAUAUCUUAACAACAAUUAAAAAAUAUAUAUUGUUGGAA